AAAUCUGAGUCUGAUAUUAUUGAUGUUGUUUCGUUUCUCGUGCAUAUCCAGCGUGAAAUCGCAGGAUCACGUGAUGACAGAGUUGAGGAGCAGAAAACGCACAUUUGACGGCCUGUCGCAUUCUUAUAAACAAUAGUCUCUCCGAUGGCCUGUCGAAGGGGACGCUAGAAGAGCACAAUGACAAUGUGUGCAGUCGACUGAGCCUUCUUUGGGAGAGUCCCUUCUUUUUUCUUUCCUUUCGUUUUUGCUAUCCGUUGUCGACUUCCUCGCCAUCCAAAGAGAGCCACAGAUUCUCAAGUGCCAGAAUUAGAAUCAAAAGGGCCCAAGAACGGCUGAGACAACGCAAUGCCACGCAAAAAGCUUGUUAGGGAUAUAUCCCAAUUAUCUGGGAAACCCCUCUCUGAAACUCUCGAACCGUCACACCUGAACAUCGGCAGUGUUUCACAUGAGAAAUGGUUUACUUCUCCAGAUCUACGCGAAGGAAGUCUUCCGUUUUCGACAAAGGUCGUCUACAGCAUGAUGCUUUUUCUCCUGGCAAAUCCGAACAUGAAUUCGAGCCAUCUCUAUCGCGCAGACAUUCUGUAUGACAGUUGGGGGGUUAUGUGGACGCCCUGGGAGAAAGAGAAGUGGUUCGAUUCUACUCUGACGGAAGAUUCAGGAAAUGAACCUGCACCAGCUGCUGCAAGUUCUGAGUCUGAGUCUCAAUCUCAAUAUCAAGCCAAACUGGGGAGGGAAGUCAACCCCUUGCCAGCGAAGGACGUGCCCGGAUUCCGUCUAACCAGAACAGUCGUAAGGAGACUUAUCCCAAGGAAUCCGAAACUUGAUCAGCCUAUGGAUCAAACGGCGUAUUUUUAUGAGAAGGAGGACGGACAGAUAUCCUCUUUAGAACAAGAUGGUGAUACCAGCGGGCUUGAAGAGAUAUCCGAAAGUCUUCUGGUCGUAUAUACACCGCAUGUUCAAUCCAAAGAAGAUAUGCCCUGGUAUCACCCCUUGCUUCAGUCGCUGGCAUUCCUGUACGAUUUCAAGCUCGACGUCAAGAAUGGCACGGCGACCGUCGCAGCACAGGAUAGUACCCCAUCGGGGACAGGGACGAUGUCGCUCCAUUUCUUGCCGUAUGAGAUGGAACCGAUCUCAAAGCGCCUAGAGCGUACAUUACUAGUUUUGCUCAACAGCCAGAUUCGGCUGGCUCGGGGUACGCGCGACACUAAUAUGCCUGACGGUUCAAAUUAUAACCCGUCGAAGGAUAACGUGCUCCCGCAGCAUCUGGUCCAGAAUACCUAUUCACGCCUGAAACUCAAAUAUGCGGCUGAUCUCUGCCAGAGAUGGGUCGAGGAUACUCCAGCUUCAAAGCACGUCUUUGAAGAUUUAUCCAUCACUGCAUUCCUUAUCGAACUGUGGAGAAUGAUGUAUGGCGUCGUUCCUUCUUCGGAGAGGGACGAGAAAAACGGGACUACCAGUAGUAAUGACGAUGACAGAACCUUCCCCGGGUUUGUCGAUGUUGCCUGUGGUAACGGAGUGCUCGUAUACGUACUUCUCAUGGAGGGGUACCAUGGCUGGGGUUUUGACGCCCGCCGUCGCAAGACGUGGAGCAUCUUUCCUGAAUCCGUACAGAAAUGCCUCAAGGAAUCCAUAUACGUUCCAACCCCAUUUGCAGACACCAUGAUGGACAGCGAGGAAGGAGUUGAUGCCAUGCCGGAUCUAGGCGUGGAGAUCCACACCGGCGCAUUCCAGAAGGGCACCUUCAUUAUAUCCAACCACGCAGAUGAAUUAACCGUCUGGACUCCGCUGAUGGCUGCCCUGGCCAGUCCGGAAUCACCGUUACCCUUUCUUGCCAUCCCAUGCUGCUCACAUUCCCUGUCUGGAGCAAGAUACCGCUAUCCCCCGCCCAAACCGAAGACACCAGAUACCGGGUCUGACUCUACGGAUGACCAAUCCGAGGAAUCCCAGCCAGCAAAGGGAGACCUCAAGGCCCUUCGAGCCGAAAAGUUGGCCCAGAACUCACCUGACUCGGGAAUGGAUCAUAAUGUCUCCAUGUACGGCUGCCUCACCUCAAAGACAAUGGCUAUCGCAGAAGAAGUGGGAUACGAAGCGGAAAAGACAUUGCUACGGAUCCCAAGUACGAGGAACAUGGGCAUUGUGGGUGGUCGGAGAAAAGUAGCGCGCGAGUGCAGGAGGUCGAGAAAAUUGGAGACGCCGACUCAAGUGCUGACAGAGAAGACAGAAAUAUCAUUAUCGGCUGGAGGUGACGAUGAUGCAGGCAUCGGCAUAAUUGACAAAGUGGAAAACAUUGUCUCCCGCGAGUGUGCCCGGGAAGGAGGCAUCAACCAAGCAGCGAGAAUCUGGAUCGAGCGCGCAAGGAGUAUUCACAGGGGCCCAGGAAAGGGAGCACAACGCGAAACAGGGUCUGAGGGACAUGGUCAUUCAAAACAGAUUGAGCGUUGAGCUGCAGUAGAGUGGCAGGCAUGCAGUAGAGGGGGUUUAGAUCAAUAGUAGAUAGA
Monascus purpureus is the source of this 2498-nucleotide messenger RNA. The record is from the annotation of a GenBank genome assembly. NCBI's taxonomy places the organism in Eukaryota, Fungi, Ascomycota, Eurotiomycetes, Eurotiales, Aspergillaceae.